AAACAUAAACAAGUAUAGACAUAUCAUAUGAUAACUGUACUCAAUUAACAAUUGUUGACACAGAAUUGACACUCCCUCGAUUGAAUUCUUAUCUAUUUCACUAGAAUCUUCAUUAUUUAUAAAAUACUAGUCUGUUCACUUUACACCAACAUCGGACAUGAUGUGGACGUUAUUUUGUUACCUUAUGGGUUUACUAUACAUAUCAUCUACAGAUGGUAAACUCUACCUACAAGGUAUAAAUAAUGGAAAAUCAAUGCGAACAGAUGAAAGCAGGGAAGGCUGGUGGAUCAGAGAUUCUCCAAGAAGUGACAAAAUAUAUAAAAUGUCAUAUUCUAUAAGUCUUCAAUCCUUUGAAGAAUUUGAAAAUGAAAAUGACCUGAGAAAUGGAAGAUUCAACAGGAGGAUCAACUUCCAAGGAGAUGAUAGAUGUGCUGGGGCAGGACACGUUAUGUUCAACGGUUCUUUCUACUGCAACAAGUACAGAUCCCCAAACAUCAUGAAACGUCAGAUAUACCCAACAUUCUGUUGCAAACAAGAAAGACCAAUCACUGAUGCUGGUCACAGUAAUUCCUACCAUUACCAAUGGGGAGGGUACAGCGAUAUCGAUUUUGCGCUUGAUGAAAGAGGAUUAUGGGUAUUAUACUCGACUGCCGAGGCUGCUGCGAAUAUUAUCAUUGGACGCGUAGACCCAGAUACGCUGGAGAUUACAUCAACAUUUACAACAUCUUUUGAUAAACGACGCGCAGCAGAGGCAUUUAUGAUUGAUGGUACCUUAUAUGUAUUGGAUAGAUAUACCUCCCCACGCUAUAUUACUUAUUUCUAUGACACGGAUUAUGCGAGAGGGGGUUACCUUGGAGAUGCUAUUCCAUGGCCUAAUUCAAUGGCCCGAGGUAGACUAACCCAGCUAGCAUAUGUACCUGGGCGCAGUGAGCUAUACGUCUGGGACAACACCCAUCUUCAAACACUACCAAUCAGUCUGACAACUGAUGUUCCUAAAUGGGCACCGUGGUUGACAACUCCCAAAGUGACAACGAGGGUCCCAUUCACUGGAACUUAUAUCACAACAACGAGGCCCUUCACAACAAGAAAGGGUUAUAACACCACUCCCAGAAGGCCAUUUACUACAAGGAGAUAUAACAUAACAACAAGGCCCUUCACAACAAGAGGGUCUUUUAACACUACUAAGAGGCCUUUUACUACAAGGAGGUCUUACACAACAGCAAGACCAUUUACUACACCACCACGAAUUAGUUAUUACACAUGUGCAUGUGAUUUAAGACUGAGGGUGAACUGCACAGAUGUGAACCAACCAGAGUGUAACCUUGGUAUCCCCAUUCAUCCCGUAUCUACGGAAAAUAUUGUUGCUGAAACUGGAUGUAAUGGAUGUUUAAAGGUUGCACGUGAAUGCCCAUCACUCUGUUUUAUGAGGAAUGUGGAAUUCUGGGGCGUUCAGGGUCUGUCACGUGUCAUCACAGAAGACACGCCAUGGGGACCUCGAAACAAGAAACUCGGGCAAGCAUUCUGUGAACGUAUCAACAGCAAUACUUUUCCACCAGGUGGCAGCAUUAUUGCAGCACACAAGAUGUCCGACUGUGAUCUUGAUUUUGUUCACAACAGAUUUGAUGAGAAGUUAUGCUGCAUUAUGAUUGAUAUCCCUGGUGCUGGUGAAAUUCCUGCAUGGGACUUUAACUGUAAUGGGGUCAUAGAAAACUAUGAAGCUGAGAUGGCACAAGAUUCCAUCUCUGCAGCAAAUGCAUGAGUGGAACAAACAGUAAGAAAUCAUAACUCUAUAAUAUGAUAUAAAUCUUUGAAAAUAAAUGAAAUACUUUUUAGAAAUUCA
Messenger RNA from Owenia fusiformis, 1840 nucleotides. Lineage: Eukaryota; Metazoa; Annelida; Polychaeta; Sabellida; Oweniidae. The record is from the annotation of a GenBank genome assembly.